AUGGAGUCACCUCAAGUUGCGGACAGUGAUGGUUCUCUAGACAAAGUGGACGAUAGUCAUAGCGAAUCUCCUCAUAAAGAACAAGGUAUCUCAGUCUCUGAAGAAGAGGUUAAACAGCUCGAACCCAUAAAUGGACAUGAAGUUGAUACUGGUGAGAAAAGACAACGUAAGAAGGUUCAGAGAUUAUCUGAAACAUGGAAUCGAGCCCAUGAGGCCAAGGAAGAGGAACGGAUCAAAGCAGUCCAAGCAGUCUCAGCAGCAUUUGAGGGGGCUACAGGGACGGCACUCGGUGAGAUCCCACUCAUUGAAGCUUCCAUACGAAAAGCAAAACCUGCUAGCCUCAAAUCACUGCAUUUAAUAAUAUAUGGUAGACCUGGCUCUGCAAGCAAAAUACGUAGCAAUCUACGCAAAUUUCGAGGUUUCGGUUUCGAAAUGGGUUCUGAACCGUACGAAAAAAAAUCAACAUAUAUUCAACAACGUCCUGCUUGUGAUCUACGCGAAGUUCUCCGCAUCUUAAACCUAGAAGUUACAGGUACUCGAGAACAGUUGGCCUCUCGCUUACUGGAAUUCCUACUCAAACCAACCGCUAAUUCUGUGAAAUGUAAAGGAAAGAUCGUUAAAAAAUAUAAACAAAAAAAUAAAUCUAAAGAUAUUACCUCUAAAAAAUCGAGAUCAAAACCAUCGAAAAAGAACACUAUCUCAAAUGAACCUAGCAUAGAUAAUUCAAGUCAGCAGGAUAUUGAUGAACCUGAUGAUAUGUCGUCUGAAUCUGAGAACUCAGAAAGUGAUAUAUCAGAUGCAGCUGAAUCAAUCGAAAAAAAGCAGCCACCAAAGAAACGUGCUUUAAGUCAACGACAAAAACAAAAACCUGUUAAACCUAGUAUUAAACGAGCUAAAAAACAUGAACUUAGUGAUACAGAAGAUGAAAAUGAUCAUAAACAUAUUCCGACUAAAAUGAAAAAAGAACUUGAUUCUGAUGAAGAAAAUGUUCCUCUGUCUAAUUUAACAUCCACAAAAGUAACUACUCCAACUGAUUCUGAAUUAAAGAAAAAUAUAAUUGAUCUACUUAAAACAGUUAAUUUAGAAGAGACAUCUCUUAAAGUUGUUCGAGAAAAGAUUUUUGCUAAUUAUCCUAAUAUUGACUUAUCUGAUCGCAAGGAUUUCAUUAAUUCCACUGUUAAAGAGUUUCACAAUAUGGAAUUAAGCCAUCGUGUCCCGUUUUUAUCCAAGGUUUCUGAAGUUUAUAGUCGAAAUACAAAUGGUGAUAAGUCAUUCUUGAAACGCAAUAUUGUAAAUGGGCAGUCAAAACUUCAAUGGAUUUUACUAUCCAUUAUUGUAGUUGCUUUCUCAACAUUACUACUAAUUAGUGUGUAUUAUUUCUUUUUCCGUUCAUUUUCUUUUGGGAACAUGAGUUUGGACAUUGAUAUGUUGGAGGUGAAAAAAUGUCCUGGAUGUGCUGGACAAUCUAUUUGUCCACAUUUUUAUCGUGGAGAAAUUCGAUUCACUAGUAGUCAAACUAAUAUUUUUCAAUCUACCAAAGAUAGGUUAUCCUUUCCUGUUGUUGGAUACAAAGCUACUAUGGGUCUUUACGAAAAUACUAGAUAUGUUCUUCUUCGCCGUCUUGGAAGUCCAGCCACGCCAUAUGCCGUUGAUGAAGCUGUUUGUCGACGAGGUUUGAGACAAGGUUCUCAUAUGUUCUCACAGUCUCUUCUAGCUAAUCUUUCUUGUAUACCACAUCUUUCGAUUUGGCGCUGGCGCCCAACAAAUGCUGAUAAUCAUGAUCCAUUUAGUAACUCAGUAGAAUCUCCGCUUGGCAGAGAAGUUCUGGCAGUUCCAAUUUCUUCAGUAAAUCAAAAAAGUGUGGAAAAUAAAAGUGUUGUAAAAUCAAGUUUUGCUCCAGCCACACGGUGUUCUAGCGAUCGUUUGUUUGAACAUCUUCAAAAGAGAUUUUUAGAACGAACAAGCUUUGGAGCUGAAACUCGUUGGUUACGUUUUGAUGAAUUGAUGUUCCUUUUUAAUUUGGCAAUCGAUCCUCAAAGUGUAAUCAUACAAUCGUUUCCACGCAAAGAAAAUUGGCCUUUUCCAAGUUAUUUAGGCUCUUGUGGACGCUGGUCUGUUGAAGAAUAUCAUGGUGUACCACUUAGCUAUUUCUGUUUGGCUCCUUUAUGGAUAAGAUUACAGAUUUUGUUAAAUAUUCUCAGUCUACCAGAGAAAUUAGAGCAUCAAUCUGCUGAUGAAAUGAAUCAUGGUAGUUUUAUUCAUGAUAUGCAUAAACAUAAUUCAUCUGAUGGUUAUACAAUAUACCUUGGAGAUUUUGAUUUAAACUCAUUAUUUCUAGUAGAUCCUACAACAUAUGAUGUAACCAUUUCGAAUUUAAGACAUGCAAUUAUUGUUGACACAAAAACCUUAAUUAACUUUCAUUUUAAAUCGAUCAUUGAAAAAGAACAUACUGUACCAACUAAUGCUUUAGUGAAAGUACUCAAUGGUUUACAAUUACACAAUUGUUUUGGUAAUAUAUCUACUUCAGGUGAUACAGAUGGUGAUACACCACCAUGUUUACAUACUAAUCAUGUUGAUAAUUUAUGCUCAUAUCAAAAAUCGGAUCAUAAUAUCUGGGUUAUAUGUACUAGUUUAUUAUAUGGUGUUAAUAGUAAAGAUAAUAAUCAUUGUAAUAAUUUUCUUUAUCAAAUGCCAAAUGAAUUAUAUACACUUAUUGAACGUUGUGUUCAUGAAUCGGGAAUUGGUGUAAGACGUCAAUUAAUUGAAAAAGCUCGUCAUUUAAUCAAACAAAAUAUUUGACAUGUUAACUUGUCUCUUCUUCAAUUAAUUUAGUUAAUAUAAAAUUAAGUCAUUCACCGCGUGUGUGUGUGUGUGUUUGACUGUUUUUUAUUCGUUUAUUUAGUUACUAGGUGGUAGACGAGUUGUUUAGUGCAUUUUUUAAAAUAAAAAAACGUAACUAAUUAUUUUUGCAUUUUAAACUAAUUGGCCUAUAUUAGUCUGUUUUUUUUCCUUAUCAUAUUUACGAUUAGUUUGUUUAAUCUCUCUUUUUUUCUGGCUGUGAUAAUCAGUUUAAUCAUUCCCCCCACUUUUUUUUACACAAUUCUUAAAGUUUUUACAAAAUGGAAUCAUAUUUUUAUUCCUAAAUGUUUCGUGGUUUUGGUAGUUGUUUGACAUUUUAUUGUAAAAUGUUUUAUGCAUAUCAGUACGUUAAAAAUGGUUGGAUUUGUG
Schistosoma haematobium is the source of this 3228-nucleotide messenger RNA. RefSeq lists its product as uncharacterized. The transcript has 10 exons. The coding region runs from base 1 to 2799 and encodes 932 amino acids. The record is from RefSeq and is a predicted model, not a curated record. NCBI's taxonomy places the organism in Eukaryota, Metazoa, Platyhelminthes, Trematoda, Strigeidida, Schistosomatidae.